This is a messenger RNA of Ruditapes philippinarum (Manila clam), 1058 nucleotides long. Its product is annotated as ribosome production factor 1-like. NCBI's taxonomy places the organism in Eukaryota, Metazoa, Mollusca, Bivalvia, Venerida, Veneridae. The record is from RefSeq and is a predicted model, not a curated record. Gene Ontology annotation, biological process: maturation of 5.8S rRNA; maturation of LSU-rRNA. Gene Ontology annotation, molecular function: rRNA primary transcript binding. The transcript has 9 exons. Bases 42 to 983 code for a protein of 313 amino acids. Gene Ontology annotation, cellular component: nucleolus; preribosome, large subunit precursor.
CAUAUUACUAUUAGGAAGAGGAUAAUUGUUAUUCCCUCAAAAUGGCCUCCACAUCAAAAACCACGAUGGGAUCGGAAUCUUUGAUCCCUAGGCCCAACAUUUCCCAGAUAAAGAAUAAACAAUUACGACAAGAAAUGUACCGAAAAAUGAAGCAAGAGAAAAGGAAGGAAAAGAUAAAAGAGAAGAAAAGGAAAAUGAAAGAAGCAAAAGAAUCUGGAGUUGAGGUUCCUAAACAGGUCCCCAAGACCAUUGAGAACAUGAGAGUUCCAGAUGAAACCAUGGUUAACCAAGAAGAUGAAGAGGUACAGCUUGAUGAGGCACAGGAUGAAAUGUCAUCAUAUUUCAAUAGAGAGACCACACCCAAAAUUCUACUUACAACCUGUGAUAGACCUGGUCCUAGGACUAAUAAAUUUUGCAAAGAGUUAAAGAAGUUAAUACCAAACACAGAGCUAUUGUACAGAAGGGGUCUAGAUCUGAAGAAGAUAAUUCCACAGGCAUUGUCAAAGAAUUUCACAGAUCUUAUUGUUGUCAAUGAAGAUAGAGGAAUUCCCAAUGGUCUUGUAAUAUCACGUUUACCUGAUGGACCUACAGCACAAUUCAAGGUGUCUAAUGUCAAAUUGACUACAGAGAUUAAGAAUGCAGGAAAACUUUCUAGUCAUCAACCAGAGGUUAUACUUAACAACUUUAAUACUCGCCUGGGUACAUCUGUUGGAAGAAUGCUGGCAUCAGUCUUUCCACAUGACCCAGAAUUUCAGGGCCGUCGAGCUGUGACCUUCCAUAAUCAGAGAGAUUUUAUCUUUGUCAGACACCAUAGAUAUGUUUUCCGUAAUGCAAAGAGGGUAGGCCUACAGGAGCUUGGACCUAGGUUUACCAUGAAAUUGAGGACAUUACAGAAAGGAAGUUUUGAUUCCAAAUUUGGAGAGUACGAGUUUAUACAUAAGCGACAUGAAAUGGAUACAAGUAGAAGGAAGUUCUUCCUUUAACAAACAAUUCGUGAAAUGUUAUAUGGUGUAUGUUUGAUGAACGAAUGGCUAUGAAUAAAUGUUUACAGUUUCAAA